This is a messenger RNA of Cyprinus carpio (common carp), 1441 nucleotides long. RefSeq names its product ADP-ribose/CDP-alcohol diphosphatase, manganese-dependent (gene adprm). The record is from RefSeq and is a predicted model, not a curated record. Lineage: Eukaryota; Metazoa; Chordata; Actinopteri; Cypriniformes; Cyprinidae. Gene Ontology annotation, molecular function: manganese ion binding; CDP-glycerol diphosphatase activity; 2',3'-cyclic-nucleotide 2'-phosphodiesterase activity. The transcript is spliced from 4 exons.
UCUGUCAAUGGACGCCAAGCUUUCGCUUUCAUGCGCUUAUGAUUACAUGGCAAACUCUAACUAUAUAUACGAUGUUUAAACUGUAUGCUCAGGAUUUCUAGUAAAUGAUUUAUCUAUUUAUGCAGCGGAACUGCGCACGAACCGUUCAGGAGCAUAUAUAUAGGCUACAUAUGUAGGUGUCGCAUUGGACUGCUCCACACAAGUCGACGCGUCCGCAAUUUUGGAACAGUCGAUAUGUCGUCACUCAGAAUAAAAAUCAACGCGUUAUAAUAUGCAAUGUUGCGUAGCCUCUGUAUGUGAAAACCGAUGAAAUGUUAAUUCCUGAAGCAACUAGAUAAACUUUCACAGGAGAACGGCGAUGGAGGAUCGCGCGCCGCCAGUGUUCGUGUUCGGGAUCAUCGCGGACAUACAGUACGCAGAUAUAGAGGACGGUUUAAAUUAUCUGAGAACGCGCAAACGCUUCUACAGGAACAGCCUCCAGCUGCUGCGUAACGCGACGCGCCGCUGGGAAGAGCAGCGCGUCAUGUGCGUCCUUCAGCUGGGUGACAUUAUUGACGGGUUUAAUAAGAGCCGCAGCGCUUCGGAACAGGCUCUAGCCACCGUUAUCGGGGAGUUUGACAAGAGCCCGGCGGAUGUGCAUCACGUGUGGGGCAAUCACGAGUUUUACAACUUCUGCAGGGAAACUCUACUCGCUUCCCCGCUCAACAGCGCGGCGAAAGCCGGGAGUGGUAGUGACCUACUAGCGGAUGACAUUUACGCGUACGAGUUCAGCCCCGCCCCCGGGUUUCGGUUCGUGCUUCUGGACGCCUAUGACAUCAGCGUGAUCGGGAGAGACGAGAGCAGCGAGAAACACACACGAUCAUUGAAACUCCUGCAGGAACACAACAGCAACUCUGAUCUCAAUCAACCGCCAGUAUUUAAUGGCUUGAAACAAAGGUUUGUGAAAUUUAAUGGCGGAUUCAGCCAAGAGCAGCUGCUGUGGCUCGAUGAAGUCUUAACUCUUGCUGACCAGAAACAGGAGAGAGUAACUGUCUUUAGUAAGUAUACACACUUUUAGAUGCUUUUAAGAUCUUUAUGCAUGGUAGUCUUCAUGUUUAUGGGUUGGAACUACGACGCCAUGCAGUCCAUGCUGCGCUCUCAUAAGAGCGUGGUUUGCUUCAUGGCGGGACACGAUCAUGAUGGAGGAUAUUACAUGGAUGAGUCUGGUGUUCACCACAUCACGCUGGAGGGGGUGAUUGAAACGCGUCCAGACAGUAAUGCCUUUGGUACGGUGUAUGUCUAUGAGGACCAGAUGGUUCUAAAGGGCAACGGAAGGAUAUCAGACAUGGUUCUCAAGUAUCCAUGAGUGGAAAGUAUUUAUGAACUGACAGGAGAGAAGAUUAUUGUCAAUGAAUGAUGGAAUGGAAAAUAAUAAACAAACCCUUCUGUAUGAUCAUCUCAA